UCUCUACUGUUUUGCCUUUUUUUUUUUUUUUAGCUUUUCUAGCAUUUCUAGAAUUUCUAGCUGUGCAACAAAUCAGACCGGUGAAUAUUUGCACUUUCAGAGCUCUUGUAGUUUAAAAAUCUCCAUGAUGUAACGUGUGCAGAGUAGCCAAAUCGUGUUGCAGUGCUUUCUGGGAGGUGGGCACACUGCUUCUUCCUGUGUGUUUUUUCGAGGCCGUGCUGCUUUAUGUUGGGUGUCCAGAACCAGCUGAAUCCGGUUUGAGGCAGACGGAGAGGGCUGACGGGAACAAAGCUGUCUCUAUGCUCCACGGGGAUACAAGAUAGCCCGGGUUGCUCCGUGGCAGCCCCUCUCGAUGGCGGCAGCGGAGGUGCUGCUGCCGCUGCGGCUCGCUGCCGGCUGGAUGUGGAAGUGGUUCGCCUCACAGCCCAAUGACGGGGGGAGAAGGCGGAUUUGGGAAGGGACAAGGGCAGUGGGGACGUGGCUGGCUGGGAGUGUGUGUGACUCUGCUGCUGAGAGCCUGCCUCACACACAAACACAUGCACACAUACUCACUCACACAGGAGCAUGAUCCAUGUGUCUGUUCAUAUGUCUGCUUGUGGUGCAGAGAAUGACCGAAGACGAUCCGUAACCAGGACCACCACCACUCACCACAUGUCUGGAUGUAACCUGACCCUGUGUUCUGGGCCUUCGCCUGUUUGGGAAGAUUUUUUUCCUUCUAGACAGGGUGGGGUGGAUGGCUGUUGUGGGUUUAGUGGUAUUGUGACUCUGUUGCAGGAUGGAAGGAAGGAAGGCAGGAAGGUUUGGCUAGUGGCUGGAGAGGGACGAACGCGAGAGGGUGACCUCAUCAGAACAGGACAAGGAACAUGGGAGACAUGAAGACGCCAGACUUUGAUGAUCUUCUUGCGGCCUUUAACAUCCCUGACAUGGUAGAUCCUAAAGCUGCUAUUGAAUCUGGUCACCAAGAUGAACAAAAUGAAGUCAAGAAGUCCAGUUCCGGGGUGACUUCCUGUGAAGAUGAGGACAACAUCUCCUGCAACGCUCAUGACCCUGGUGUUAGCGUCAUCGUAAAGAACAUUCAAAAUACAGAACUGAAUGAACAGGGUGGACUUGAGUCAGAGAAAGAUGGGAAUUUCAACUCUCAUCCUCAGCCACAUUCUAUUGAUAAUGAACUUCAUAAUGGCUGCUUACCCACAUUAGAACCUGCUACUAAGAAUGAGUGGAAAACACACAGAGAGGAGGGGCUUAAACUUACCAACCAAUCAUCUACUAUUAGUGAAUUCAGUCCAAUAUCUAGUGCUGAAGAGUUUGACGAUGAAGACAGAAUCGUGGUGGAUGAUCCCAUGGACAAGCAGAGAGAAGAAACUUUCUUUAGUCCCCCAACUAAGACAGAGGACCAGAAUUCCAAUACUGUACCGGACAGCGCAACUCAAUCCAAAACAAACAGAGACAAAAAAUGUAAUCAAAACAACAAAGAUGACCAAGUCAGGUGUUCUCCGUCCGAUGGACCACCUACACCAUUUUCACUAGAUGAGGACAUGUCUCUAAAAUCUCAAAGUCAAGGGAACAGGGAUGCCGAUGAGUCAUCAGUGCUCAUUGAUUUUUCCAGUACUCCACCAAUCAAAACCAAAUCUUCUGCAAAACUUUCCUCUUGUAUAGCUGCUAUAGCAGCACUCAGUGCCAAAAAGGUUGUGGCUGAAGAAACAGUUGAUUUUCACUCUCCCACAUCACAGAAAGAACCUAUUCAGGCCAAAGAAAAGCCCAGAGAUUCAGACAGAAUACAGGAAAUGGAAUCAGCAUUAGACCGGACCAUUAAACCGGACAGUCCGUCCAGUGAAGGCAGCAGCAAAGGUUCCCCUACCUCGAACACAGACACCACUCCAGUCAUCCCAAAGGUCAGGAUCAAAACCAUCAAAACCUCGUCCGGACAGAUCAAACGUACUGUCACACGAGUUCUUCCAGAAUUUGAUUCUGAAUGUCUAAAGAAAGUAGAGAAUAGCACAUGUGUCAUGCUUAGCACCAAUGCAAUAAUCUCAUCACCCAAAAGGUCCACAAUCCCAACUACAGUAGUAGCCACCAGUGGGGGUGGAUCAAUCGAAUUAACCAAGCAGAUGACAAUAAAGCCUGUGGCAACAGCGUUUUUGCCAGUCUCAGCAGUCAAGACCGCUGGUUCGCAAGUUAUUAACCUUAAACUGGCUAACAACACCACAGUCAAAGCGACCGUCAUUCCUGCUGCAUCAGUGCAAAGUGCCAGUAGUGCCAUCUUAAAAGCUGCUAAUGCCAUCCAGCAGCAGACUGUCAUGGUGCCUGCUGCCAGUCUGGCUAAUGCCAAACUUGUGCCAAAGACGGUCCAUCUUAGUAACCUUAACCUUCUGCCUCAAGCAACGUCCUCUGCUUCCUGUGAUAUCCAGCAGGCCUUGUCUUCCUCCAAACCAUCCCACCGCCAACAAUCACAAGUGAAACAACAGACAGUUCUCACCAGCCAAGCCUCGAAGAAAGUCACUCGGGUUCAAGUGUUUGCCAGCUCUCAAAGCUCUGUUGUGGAUGCUUUCAAUAAAGUCCUGAGUAGUAUGAAUCCUCUACCUGUGUACGUCCCGAAUCUCUCUCCACCGAACUCAGCCUGUAUCUCGUUACCCUCCAAGGGCUACAGGUGUUUGGAGUGUGGAGAUUCAUUUGCUCUUGGGAAGAGCUUGACACAGCACUAUGAGCGUCGCAGUGUGAUAAUUGAGGUCACCUGCAACCACUGUGCCAAAAGUCUUGUGUUUUAUAACAAAUGCAGCCUCCUGUCUCAUGCCCGAGGCCACAAGGACAAAGGGGUGGUCAUGCAGUGCUCACAUCUCAUCCUGAAACCUAUUCCUGCAGAUCAGAUGAUCGGCACAACAAAUUCAUCUGCACCACCCAUUACGUCUACCUCUCAAGCAAAGGCACCCACAGAAAAAACGCAAGGAAAAGGUUCUGAUCACCAAACUGGAGUCAUUUCACUCCAGUACAGUGCUCCUCUUGUGGCAGCCAUGCCGCUGGAGGAUGAUUCAUCAAAGCACUUCCGACACAACUUCAAAUGCUCUGAGUGCAACGAAAUGUUCCAGGAUGACAGCUCACUGGCCAUGCACUACCAACAAGCACCAGAAUCCAGUAGUCAGAAAACGUGCACUAUUUGCCAAAUGCCUCUUCCAAAUCAGUGCAGCCUUUUGUCACACCAGCGGAUCCACCAGCACAAGUCUCCUUAUGUCUGCCCUGAAUGCGGCGCUAGCUGUCGAUCUGUCCACUUCCAGUCGCACGUCACCAAGAACUGCCUACAUUACACCCGCAGAAUCGGCUACCGUUGUAUCCACUGUAGUGUGAUCUUUGUCGAUGUGGCGACGCUCAAGUCUCACAUCCAGAGCAGUCACUGUGAGACCUUCUACAAAUGUCCUCUCUGCCCCAUGGCGUUCAAGUCUGCACCUGGAACCCACUCUCAUGCGUACACACAGCAUCCAGGAGUGAAGGCAGGGGAGCCCAAGGUUAUAUACAAAUGUUCCAUGUGUGAUACCGUCUUCACUCUGCAGUCUCUGCUCUACACACACUUCGAUCAGCACGUCCUCAGCCACAAAGUUUCAGUUUUUAAAUGCCCCGACUGUUCCACGCACUACGCACAGAAACAGCUCAUGCUGGAUCACAUCAAGGCCGUUCAUGGAACCCUGAAGAACACAGAAGGUCCACCAAACCUGGGUAUCAACCUCCCACUCAGCACAAAACCGACUAACUCCAAUAGCACCAAGAGUAACAUCCACCUGAACAACAACAACAACAAAGAUGGAGGACAUGUCAAUAGUCAAGACAAGAGAGAAAAGAAGCCUUCACCUUCACCUCUAAAGACAACCAACAAUAACUGUUCAGCUGACUUGAAGAGCCCCCUCAGCUCAGAAUACACAUGUCGAGAGUGUAACUCCUCCUUCACUUCCAGGGAGGUCUUUCUGACGCACAUGAAGCGAGAACACAACAAGAUACUGAAGAAACACCCGUGUCGACAGUGUGACAAGUCUUUCAGCUCCUCACACAGUCUUUGCAGACACAACCGUCUGAAACACAAAGGUCUGCGCAAGGUCUACACCUGCCCUCAAUGUCCAGCUCUGAGCCAACCCUUCACUAGAAAAGUGCUGCUGGAUCAGCACAUCACGCUGAUGCACGGACUUAAAGGAAAGACAGAUGAUUUGGAUGCUGCACCCGACAGGCAAAUGAGCCAAAGCCCCAAAAGGAAGCCAGAUGAAGAAGCGGGGCCUCCGUCGUUGAACUCCAGGGGCUCUGACUCCCAGCCAUUGAAGAGGCUCAAGGUGAACGUCCUCAAAGUUCACAAAUGUGCUGUCUGUGGCUUCACAACCGAGGACAUCGCCACCUUCCACAAGCACGUCCCGCAGCACAAGUCGGACAGCUCGUCCUUCCAGUGUCAGGAGUGUGGCCUGUGCUACACCUCCCCCCGCUCGAUGGCCCGACACCUCUUCAUCGUCCAUCGGCUGAAGGAGCCCCAGGGUCUCGGCCGGUACAACGGAAGGGCCAAGGAAGACGAGGAGAGUCAAAGAGAAAACCAGUUAGACGUGACGGACGAGAACGACGACGGGACGCCCAGCACAAAAUGUAAAGUGUGCGGGAAGAUCUUUGAGACGGAGGGAAACCUGAACACUCACAUGAGGACACACGGGAUGGCGUUCAUAAAGUCAAAGAGACUGAGCACAGUGGAGAAGUGAGGGGAAGACGAUAUCUGGUCAUUCCAUAAGUUUAUUAAACCUCCCGUAGCUGUGCGUGUGUUGUAAAUACAUGAUGUUGUUGUGUACAACAGUAUGUACACAGUGACAAUUCUUCCUUAUAUCAAACUUUCACGUCUUUCAGUGACAAAAGUUUUUUGUACAGUUAGAGAUGUUUAUUGAAUAGAUUUCUUUAAAAAAGGA
Austrofundulus limnaeus is the source of this 4919-nucleotide messenger RNA. It is a transcript of the gene znf532, whose product is annotated as zinc finger protein 532. Lineage: Eukaryota; Metazoa; Chordata; Actinopteri; Cyprinodontiformes; Rivulidae. The record is from RefSeq and is a predicted model, not a curated record. The transcript has 9 exons. Bases 864 to 4718 code for a protein of 1284 amino acids.